Molecule: messenger RNA, 1830 nt
Organism: Hyaena hyaena (striped hyena)
Lineage: Eukaryota; Metazoa; Chordata; Mammalia; Carnivora; Hyaenidae
Gene: TMEM250
Product: transmembrane protein 250
Exons: 2
Coding region: 384-872 (162 amino acids)
Source: RefSeq, a predicted model, not a curated record
CGGCCGCUCACAAUCGGCCCCGAGCAGGGGGAAGGGAGGCGCUUUCGGUGUCGGCACGGGCGGAGGGGUGGGAGGAAGUCCUACGGUGGCCGCGGAGGGACGGCGCUACGGCGCCCACGCUGGGCCAAACGCUGCCGGCCGCCGGGCGCGCGAACCCCGGGCCCUCCGGGGCGCCCUCGGACCGGGGCGCGUGAGCGGCCGGGACCCGCAGUCGCCGCGCCGUCGGCACCAUGCGGCCGCCCUGCUCCUGGAGCCCCGCGUGCCGGGGGGGUCCGCAGGCCCGGCCGCCCGCACCGCCGGCCUCCCCCGACGCCGGCGCGGAGAGGGCACCUGGCCACCGCCUCCUCCAGGGCUCAGCUGCUGGCUUCCAGGCCUAGGUGCCCAUGACGCCUAUGCUGACCACUGCCUGGACACCACCGCCGCCACGAGCUAGCACCAGCGCCCGGGCCCCAAUGCCGGUCAUGCCCAUCCCGCGGCGGGUGCGCUCCUUCCACGGCCCGCACACCACCUGCCUGCACGCGGCCUGCGGGCCGGCCCGCGCCUCCCGCCUGGCGCGCACUAAGUACAACAACUUCGAUGUCUACAUCCGGGCGCGCUGGCUCUACGGCUUCAUCCGCUUCCUGCUCUACUUUAGCUGCAGCCUGUUCACGGCCACGCUGUGGGGCGCGCUGGCCGCCCUCUUCUGCCUGCAGUACCUGGGCGUGCGCGUCCUGCUGCGCUUCCAGCUCAAGCUGUCGGUGCUGCUGCUGCUGCUGGGCCGCCGGCGGGUGGACUUCCGCCUCCUGAACGAGCUGCUCAUCUAUGGGAUCCGAGUCACCGUGCUGCUGGUUGGGGGCCUGGGCUGGUGCUUCAUGGUCUUCGUGGACAUGUGAGGGGCACCGGCGGGCCUCGGCUCUGGGGUUUACCCCUCCCGUGGUGGUGGCUGCGUGCGUGGCCCGUCCCUCCCAAUGGCGUAGGCCAGGGUCCUGUUCUCCCCGACCUGUCUCACAGGUGGGCUCUGCCACCACGUCCACCCCCCAGCACAUGGGGGAGGGGGGCUGAGGCUGCUGCCUGAAGGGGCCGCUGGUCCCCCGCUGCUGCUAGUUUUCUGCUCUGACCCUCUUGGUGCGCUCACGGAGGUACGGCGCCUCGUGGCCUCCAGCCUGUGCUUCCAGCCCCGCUUUGCCAGGGCGGCCCGCCGGGCCCAGCUGUCCUUGGAGAGCCCGCGUGUCCCUGUUUCCUGUCCGGCACACAGGCGUCGGCCGUGGUGUGCAAGCGCCUCCUGGCCGGCCACGCCGCCCUUUCCCGUGAAUCCCCAGCCCCUGCCCUGCCGUAGGGAGGCGUCGGGCUCAGCAAGCUGUUGUACCCCACUGCCACGGGGCUGCUCGCUCUGCCCUGGGCCACCGGAUCCAGGCACAGCUCGCACACUCCCCAUCUGUCACCCUGAGAGGUGCAGGGAGUGCUGAGUCCCAGGCCGGGUUCCCGGGUCUGGGUGGUUUGCCUAGAUGCAGUCCGGUGGGGGCCGCAGUCAGCCUUGGCAGCUCCCUAGAUCUGGGACCGGCCCCGGGCAGUGCCAGUCUGGGGCCGGCCCGUUUUCCUCGUGGGCAGGGUUGUUGACGAUGUCAACUUGGAUGCCAUAGUCUCUUCAAGUGCGGAUUUCUGAUGAGGCAGCUUAACUCCUUGCCUGCUGGGGGGAGGGGCUCUGGCCCCGCUUCUUGUGGGGAGGGCUUCUGGAGGGGUGGCUGGAAGUGAAAUGCAGUGUUUGGAGCUGACGUCAGAGGCCUGAGUGUGCACCGCAGACGCACGAGCCCAGCUUCUGUUUAAAAAGCACCUCAUAGAGUUGCGCGUGUG